ACAUGAAGAAAUAGCAUAAAUUCAUGAUAUUUGCCAAAUGCCAAUGGUUCAUAAACUAUUUUUGAGUGCGUCACGAAAUAUCAAUCCAUUUCCAAAAUAAAUAUAUUUGAUGUUCCCGUAUUUAUAACUUCAUAAAACGAUCGAUCGUUUAAAAACAAGCUCAUUUAUCGUACUAAUUGAGAACGUCUUUCAAUGUAGAACUCUUGCUUGUUGCAAUUAACUGGUAAUAAACCCUAAUUUAUUUAUUUAUUGUAGUGACCUAUUUGAAAUCCCGCGCCCAUGAUAGCUGCAUUCUGCGCAUAGCGCUUCUUCACUCUCAGCGGUGAUUUAUUAACAUAUUGUUACCAGUUAAUUAAAAAGAACUGAAAGACAACGCAUGUAACUGCUUUUCGCAGACAGGGUUAAAUUCGGUUCUUGCCGUUUUAAAGCAAGAAAAAAAAAUCCCUACUCGCUUUAGCUGGAUGACAAUCUUUAAUAUGCAUUUAUUCUAUUCGCUGAUUCGACAAUCGUUAUUGAGCGUCUUCGUCAGUCGAUAUUUAUUGCAAUUGCGAUCAAAAUUUACAAUGAGUGAACGUCCAGCAAAACAAGCAAAAUUAUUAAGUUAUUUUAUUCAGCAAAACCCUUCAGUUCAGACAGAACCCGGAACUUCAUCGACCAGUGCUACUAGUGAAAUUCAUCCAGACUUGACUCAUCCAGACUUCGUCAUAGGUAGUGAAUUGGACAUUGGUGCAUACGAUUCAAAAGAAAAACCCUCGGACCAACAGAAGUACAACUUUUUGACAAACACUUGGAAACCUAAAUCUUUAUACAAAUUUCCCAGAGUUGAGAGGAAAGUAAAAGGAAAGGUCAGAUAUGUGUCAUUUCAGAGAAAAUGGCUAGAUGAUUAUAAAUGGUUGGCAUAUAGCCCAUCGCAAAAUGGUGGAUUCUGCAAAUCAUGCAGGAUAUUUGCCCCCGAAAGAGUGAGUGGUGUUCAGCUGCAGGUGCUUGUUAAAAAGCCUAUGAACAAUUACAAAGAUGCUACCUCUAUUUUAGCAGCGCAUGCCACAAAGGAGUAUCACCAGCUCGCACACACGAAAGCCGAAAAUUUCAUACAAAUACAAAGAUCAUCGCGUGGAAAUGUUGUGGAGCAAAUGUCACAGAAUAGAGCAAAUCGAGCGCAUGAAAAUAGAAAGGGAAUGUUGUCGUUGAUCAACAUAGUAAAAUUGUGUGGCCGACAAAUGCUUUCCUUUCGUGGGCACAGAGAUUUUGGGAAAAUUGACCAACCCGAAGACUUCGAAACGAACGAGAAUGAAGGAAAUUUCCGUGCUCUGGUCCGAUUCCGAAUUCAAUCUGGCGACGAAGAUUUGCGCAGAUUUAUUCUUAGCUCUGGAAUAAACGCGCAAUAUACUAGCUGGAGCACACAAAAUGAAAUCGUGCAACUCUGCGGGGGAUUUGUUCGAAAGGCUUUGGUGCAAAGAAUAUCAGAAUCCGGCUAUUUUUCUGUGCUAGCUGAUGAAACCAGUGAUGUUUCAAACUGUGAACAAUUUUCGAUUUGUGUGCGAUAUGUACACAAGCCUUUCGAAGGAAAGUACGAACUGCGCGAGGAUUUUCUCGGUUUUGUCGAGGCUAAAUCCUUGACAGGAGAAUAUCUGGCGAACCUGUUGUUGAAAACUUUGGCUGAAUGGGGAUUGGAGUUGAACCAAUUGCGUGGCCAAGGAUACGACGGCGCCGCAAAUAUGUCAGGGAGUUUCCGCGGUGUACAAGCUUGGAUUGAAGAACAAUACCCCAAGGCGUUAUUUACCCAUUGUAGAUCACAUUGCCUAAACCUCGUCAUUGGACAGGCUUGUCAAGUUUUUUCUAUACAAAAAUCCCUCCGUGUCAUGAAGGAAGCGAUUGUUUUCAUUUCCAAUAGUCCAAAGCGAAUGGCGUGCUUAACGAAUGCUAUCACGGCCCUCACACCACAAAGUCGGCACACCCGGCUAAAAUCGUUGUGCGAAAUGCGAUGGGUGCAACGACACGAAGCAGUGGCAGUUUUUCACGAGCUGUAUUCGCCAGUUCUACAUGCACUCAAUGAAAUUGAAAGAACAUCUGAUUCUGUAUCAUCCGACAAAGCAGAAGCUUUACAAAUGCGAAUGAGAACAAUUGAAUUUGUUUCUAAUAUAAACAUUCUGGCUCACACAUUGGCUCUCACCCAUAGUUUAUCAGUCGCCCUACAAUCAAAAACAAUUGACUUGAAAGAAUGCGCUGAUAUGAUAAAAAACGUCAAAAUUUGUUUGGAAUCACGACUGGCAAAUGCAGAAAGGGAGUUUGAAAAAAUAUUCAAAGAUAUAGAAACAACCCUGGAAAAGGAAGAGAUUUCCACUACAACAAGGGGAUUGCGCUCGAGUGCGACUGAAGAUGUGAAAACCGCUAUGCUGCUACGGAAUUAUAAGCCCUUUCUGAGGUCUAUUGUGGACUGCCUAGAUGCUAGAUUUGGUGACUCGUUCCAACAAGCAACAAAAAGUUUUUCAAUCGUCCCUUAUCAUAUGAGAACACACCCAGACACAGUUUUCGCGAUGGAACAUUUCCAAACAUAUUCCGACGAACUGGAUUCCUGGCCGAUAGUCGAAGCUGAAAUAACGAUGUGGCAGCAGAAGUUUGCCGACGUACAUGUAAAUGAUCUUCCUGCCAACGCAUUCUCCGCACUUGAGUUCGCUUCGCUCGAUUUUUUUCCAAAUAUUCAUAAGCUUCUUCAGAUCCUGUCAACUCUUCCCGUGACAACAGCUACGGCGGAAAGAUCAUUCUCAUCGAUGCGAAGACUAAAAACAUAUUUGCGUAACACCAUGCAAGAAGAGAGAAUGAACGGACUUGCGUUAAUGGCCAUCCAUCGAGAUGUUAAAAUCGAUUCCAAACGAGUCUUGGACGAGUUUGCUACCCAAAAAUCUCGAAGAUUGAACAUUAUUCUUUAAUAUUUUUUUUAUCGAAAAUUGAACAUUAUUUUGCAAUGCUUUGUUUUCGAAAAUUGAAUAAUAUUUUAUGACACUUUUUCUUCGAUGCUGCCACAUUUAGCAAUCCUUUGUUAAUAAACCAUACAUUUCCAAUAAUUCAUUUUGUUUGUUAUUCGCUUAUGAAC
Molecule: messenger RNA, 3091 nt
Organism: Styela clava
Lineage: Eukaryota; Metazoa; Chordata; Ascidiacea; Stolidobranchia; Styelidae
Product: 52 kDa repressor of the inhibitor of the protein kinase-like
Source: RefSeq, a predicted model, not a curated record